Molecule: messenger RNA, 2416 nt
Organism: Melopsittacus undulatus (budgerigar)
Lineage: Eukaryota; Metazoa; Chordata; Aves; Psittaciformes; Psittaculidae
Gene: ACOD1
Product: aconitate decarboxylase 1
Exons: 5
Coding region: 43-1464 (473 amino acids)
Biological process (GO): defense response
Cellular component (GO): mitochondrion
Molecular function (GO): aconitate decarboxylase activity
Source: RefSeq, a predicted model, not a curated record
CAUCUGUUGCAUAUCCCUGGAACCUUGCACCAUCCCUCCGUGAUGUGGGCAAAGACAAUUACAGGAAAUUUUGCCAAUGUUAUUCAUGGUUUGAAUGCAAACCACUUGACAGACCAAGUCAUUCAGAGAAGCAAACGAAUGAUUCUCGAUACUCUUGGAGUGGGGCUUCUAGGUACCAACACUGAGGUCUGCCACAAGGUGACACAAUACAGCAAGACCUACAGCUCAGAUAUAUCCAGUACCAUCUGGGGCCACUUGGAUUUCCGACUGCCUCCUGUGUAUGCAGCUUUUGUGAAUGGAGUGGCUGUGCACUCAAUGGAUUUUGAUGACACAUGGCAUCCUGCCACACACCCAUCUGGGGCUGUGCUUCCUGCUGUUAUUGCACUCUCAGAGGCCUUUCCUCAGAAGAGAAAAAUCUCAGGUCUUGAUCUGCUCCUAGCUUUCAAUGUGGGAAUUGAAGUGCAAGGCCGGCUGCUGCGCUUCUCCAGCGAAGCCAGGAAUAUCCCAAAAAGGUUUCACCCACCUACUGUGGUUGGUACAAUGGGGAGUGCAGCAGCUUGUGCUAAACUGCUAGCUCUUGACCAACUGCAAUGUAAAAACACAUUGGCUAUCGCUGCCUCCUAUGCAGGUGCCCCACUGGCUAAUGCAGCAACCCAAACUAAGCCCCUCCAUGUUGGCAAUGCUGCUAAGCAUGGGCUGGAAGCAGCUUGCUUAGCAUCACAGGGCCUUCAAGGAAACAAGCAGAUCUUGGAUAUGGAGUCGGGGAUAGGUGCCUUUUAUACAGAUUACAACCCACAGACUCUGCCAACCUUGCAGUCCUAUCCGUGGCUGUUGGACCAGCAAGACGUCGCCAUCAAACGCUUUCCUGCUCACCUUGGAACACACUGGGUAGCUGAUGCAGCAUCUUCUGUUAGGAGGAAGCUUGUAGAGAGCAACAACCUGCUUCCCCUUGAUAAAAUUGAGAAAGUCAUUCUCAGAGUCCCAGAGGUCAAAUACGUGAACAGAGCCAGCCCUACCUCAGAGCACGAAGCUCGACACUCCUUCCAGUUUGUUGCGUGUUCUGCUUUGCUGGACGGCAUCAUGUCGGUCCAGUCCUUCUCCAGUGAGAACAUUCACCGGCCGGCCUUGCGGGAGCUCCUCUGCAAAACACAGCUAGAGCACCCUCCUGAUAACACACCUAGUUUUGAGAGUCUUUACUGCGAAGUGAGCGUCAUGCUUCAGGAUGGCAACAUGAUCAGUGACCGCUGUGACACAUUCUAUGGGCACUGGAGGAAACCCCUGAAAAAGGAGGACUUGGAGAAAAAGUUUCAAUCCAAUGUCUCCAGCAUCCUGCCUGCAGAAGCCACAGAAGGCAUCAUAGAGACCGUGUACAAUCUGGAGAAAGUAGAGGACUGCUCUGUGUUGAGUACAUUUUUAUCAGGACAGCCAGCUAGAGCUCUUCUGGAGAAGCUGCGCUUCCUCUGACUGCUUGAGCCAACAGCAAACACGAAAUGCAGGACAAACUCUUAUUUAGUGACUCAAGCACUUUUGAACAGGACUCCUGUAACCCAAGAGCCACACUCACUCAAAUACCGUGGGUUUUGACUAAGUAAGUAAUUUAGUGAUUAUGUGCACAACUCAGGUUGAAUAGAAGAUUCUCUGCUGGUGUGAUCGGUGGCACUUCCAUUAUCUUUAUACCUCUAGAGGCAGAGCACUCCUUGUGCACAAUACUAAAAUGUCCCCGCUCUGCUGCCAAAAGUGUCUGUAUAUUCUGCUUCUGCUAAGUAAAUCUAUAAAGGAAUUUCUGGAGGAGUAUAGACAUGCUGUGUUCGUGAGAAACACCCCUGAGAAGGGCAGAGAAUAAAUACCUUUAUAUAUUUAUUUCUGUGGAUUUCACUCUAAAACCUCCUUGAAAAAGCCACCAGUUACAUCUGAACUUUGAUGUUUGUGCUAAAAUAAACACGGCACAACACAGAAAGUAGUAGCACUCAAUGCUCUGCAACAUGUCAGGAAUCACAGGUAAAGGUUGUUGCCCUCCCUGAUCACACCAGCUGCUGAGCAAGAGGCACAACUCAAUGCUCCCCAUCAUAAAGGCAUUAUUUCCUAGUCCCAUCUUUUGGCUGCUCUGUGGUACACGUUUGUUCCUGCUGUAUUCUCACUCCAGGCCCUUGAUCAACAAGACACAAUUAGCACUAGUGAUAUGUUCAGGCACUGCAAAGCAUGGACUGCAAUACAUUUGUUGCUAGUGAAAGAGAUCUGUAAGCAUCAUACCACUUCCUAUGCUGAGACAAUUAAGUGUCCACAGUGACUCUCAGCUUACCUUCAACAAAUUCUGGGAAUUUCUAGUUCCUUCAGGAGUACAAAACCUUGCCAUAUUGUGCUUAUUAGAGAGGCUGGCCACCUUUGUUCACAAUUGUGAGAUCAAAGCAUAUGUAAA